This is a messenger RNA of Penicillium pulvis, 192 nucleotides long. RefSeq lists its product as uncharacterized. The transcript has a single exon. The coding region runs from base 1 to 192 and encodes 63 amino acids. NCBI's taxonomy places the organism in Eukaryota, Fungi, Ascomycota, Eurotiomycetes, Eurotiales, Aspergillaceae. The record is from RefSeq and is a predicted model, not a curated record.
AUGUUAAGUUGGAGACUAAACGAGGCCGGUGAAGUGGGCUUUGCCGAGACCGGGUUAGCCUUGGACUUUGGGCUGGUGACCGUCGAGUUUGCGAGGUCGGCAAAAAAGGAUCCUCCCCGGGAAGACGACAUCUUAAAAGGCGCUCUCGAGGUGACAAUUGCUGGGGAUGCUUGUUCACCCGAUAUGGCGUAG